This is a messenger RNA of Micropterus salmoides (largemouth bass), 1067 nucleotides long. RefSeq names its product oligosaccharyltransferase complex subunit (gene ostc). Lineage: Eukaryota; Metazoa; Chordata; Actinopteri; Centrarchiformes; Centrarchidae. The transcript is spliced from 4 exons. The record is from RefSeq and is a predicted model, not a curated record. The coding region runs from base 84 to 533 and encodes 149 amino acids. Gene Ontology annotation, cellular component: oligosaccharyltransferase complex.
CACGUCAACAAAGUCGCUGUGCAGACGGAGCUCAUCCAGCGACAGCAGCUGUAUUGUAGUGAGAGGAAAUAUCUAUACAGACCAUGGAGACAUUAUACAGUAUACCGUUUGUUGUGCUGGAGUGCCCUAACAUCAAACUGAAGAAACCUUCGUGGCUGCACAUGCCGUCUGCUAUGACUGUGUAUGCGGUCGUUAUUGUGUCCUACUUUCUCAUCACAGGAGGUAUCAUCUACGAUGUUAUUGUAGAGCCACCAAGUGUGGGUUCAAUGACUGAUGAGCAUGGACACCAACGGCCAGUGGCCUUUUUGGCAUACAGAGUAAACGGGCAGUACAUUAUGGAGGGACUGGCCUCCAGUUUCCUCUUCACGAUGGGAGGCCUGGGCUUUAUAAUCCUGGACCGCUCUAAUGCACCAAACAUUCCCAAACUGAACCGCUUCCUGUUGCUCUUUAUCGGUUUUGUCAGCGUUCUCCUCAGCUUCUUCAUGGCCAGAGUGUUCAUGCGCAUGAAGCUGCCAGGAUACCUCAUGGGCUAAAGACAAAAAGAUGAUCUGGAUGGACCGAGGACAUCAAAUGCAUGUGGCCCAGCAGGCAGUUCAACUAAAGUUAUUGAUAAACUUGACCUUUUGAUAUAAUCAGACAACCAUUAAGGACUGAAAGCACCGGACUUUGUCAAGAAAUUAGACCCAAUGACUUCCUGUCCUCUCCUUUUCUCCAAAUUUCUAAACUUUGUCACAGUCACAUCAUUAUCACCAAUUUUCCCAUAUCCAGGUCCCUCUUAGUGUAGUGCAUCUGUAGCACACUAAUUUCACAUCUCUAAACAGAAGAUAGCAGUACCAUGCAGCAGUUGAAUUAGUCACUGGAGAAGAAAAAGGAAGUUACUGAACACUGAUUUGGAAUCAGGAUAAGCACUGCGUGAAUCAUUUAGAGGGGAUUCUGAAUAAUGUUGAAUUUUUUUUUUUUUUUUUUGUAAAGAAAUUAUUGAAAAAAGCUUUGAACCUGUCACAGUUGCAUUUUUGUACAAGGGUGUGAAAUAAAUCUUCUUUUCAGAGCUCCUUGGAGCCAUCAUA